AUGGUUCUGACAUUCCAUUCCAGCUGUUUCAGCAUCCAGGUAUGGGCUGGCAUUGCAUACAACCUUAAAACACUGUUGGUUGUGCUCCCAUUGGCUCCAAGAAAGAAGUGGCCAGGGUUGGCUAAUCAAUGGGAUCCCACAGAGAACCUCACAGCUGUCAGGUAUCAUGAUUGGAUCAUCAACAGCCUGCUCUGGGAUGCUGUAACUGCUGUUAGUGCAUACCCUGAUGGCCUGUUGGUUGUCAAAGAUGGCAGCAGCUGUCAUCAGGCUGCUAUCUGCAAGCAACAGUGGGCCAAAUACCACAUUAAGAUGCAGGAACACCUGCCAGCUUUGCCAGACCUUAACCCUAUUGAGAACAUAUGGUAUGUAUUCAAAAACUUGCUUGGUAAGCACUUGCCAGUACCAAAAACCCAGGAUGAACUUGCCAGAGCUGCAGAGGAGGUGUGGAACACCCAGAUCAUGCUCAAACAUAUCAAUCCUGUGAUCGAGUUGAUGGAGCAUUGCAUGGAGCAAGUGCUUACUAAGCAUGGAGGUCUGCUCAAGUAUUAG
Messenger RNA from Ustilago hordei, 549 nucleotides. RefSeq lists its product as uncharacterized. The record is from RefSeq and is a predicted model, not a curated record. Gene Ontology annotation, molecular function: nucleic acid binding. Lineage: Eukaryota; Fungi; Basidiomycota; Ustilaginomycetes; Ustilaginales; Ustilaginaceae. The transcript has a single exon. Bases 1 to 549 code for a protein of 182 amino acids.